AUGAAGUUCGGCAGUUACCUCGCGGACAACGCGACGCCCGAAUGGGCUCGCGCGUAUAUUGACUACCGCGCACUCAAGAAGCAAAUCAAGCGCAUCGUCGCACGCAUGCACGAUGAGGGCGAGGACGUCGACGACCGGUCCUCGGACGACGAGGACCACGGCCCCUCCCGACGCGCCGUGGACACAAGCGGGCGUACCCAGAUCGGGACCGCUCGGCCAACCCCAGAACGGACGUCAAGCUAUCGCUCGGGGCGGUCAAGUGCCUCGGCCGUUGGUGUGCGCCCAGCUGUCACGAAUCCCAGCGCUGUCCGCUCCCCGUUGAGCUCGACCGAGGUUCACCAAUCCACCCCGGCGACCCCGUUAACUAGUGACCGACCGAGCCCCAGUUACGCCACAAUCGCCGCCAAUGCUGUCCGCACCGUAUCGGACGAUGGAAGCAGCAACGCGAGCGGCGCGGACGCGGACGUGGAAGGCGAGGGUGAGACCGAGGGCGAGUCUCAGCCUGUCCCAGCCAACGCCGACACCGGACAGCCAUCCGACAGUUGGAAGUGGAAGAGGAGAGGAUCUGUCCUAAUCGCGGGUUUAUCGCCCAAGCUCUCAUUAAUCCCGGGCCGCGCACAGGCGAGUGUUGGCCUCUCGCCUGCUAACACGCAAGACGCGCCCAGCGGGAACCGCUCGAUCCGCUCGUUGAGGUUGCCAUCGCCCAAGCUACAGGCGCGUAGCUACCGGACAUUUGAAGAGUUGUACGACACUCUCGAGCCAGACGAGAAGGCCUUUUUUGACCUCCUCGACCAGCAGCUAGAGAAGGUCGAGGAUUUCUACUCGGCGCGCGAGACCGAGGCAACGCGCCGAUUCCACCAGUUGAGCGACCAGCUCACAGAACUCGCCGAGCACAGGCGCAUCUUCCACGAGCAAUACCCCGAGGGCGUACCAGAGUGGGAGGCGAAGAUGGGCCGGGCACUCCAGAUCCCCGGCUACGACGAGUUCUGGCCGUCGAGGAUCGCGCAGAAGCUCCACCUCCGCCAACCAUCCAUGCUCAAGGGCAACUCGAGGAGGAACUCUACCAAUAGUAGAGCCACUGUUGUCCCAUUUCCAUUGACUGGCCUCACCACUCCGUCGGGGAGUGGGUCGGACGUCGGGGCGGGCAGUGCGAACGGCGCAAGAGUGACAAAGUUGCCGCGUCAAUACAACCCCGAGCGGUACCUCAAGUACAAGAAGGACUUGCGCAACGCGAUGUUCGAGUUCUACCGCCAGCUCGAGCUGCUCAAGAACUACCGCAUUCUCAAUCUAACAGGCUUCCGCAAGGCGCUGAAGAAGUUCGAGAAGGCCACUAGAAUCCAGUGCCUGGAACUUUACACAGAGGACCGAAUCGGGCCGUGCUCUUUUGCGCGUGGCGAGACCAUCGACUCACUCAUCCGACAGACCGAGGAGUUGUUCACGAAGCACUUCGAGCACGGUGACGCGAAGCGCGCGCGACUCAAGCUCCGUGAGGGUGACCAGCCUAUGACGCACUACCUCACCGUUUUCCGAUCAGCGAUGAUGAUGGGCUUAGGCCUGCCAGCCAUGGUCCUCGCCAUUGUCAAGGUGUUCGACGAGCACACGCGCGAAGAGAUUCCCGAGUGGGGCGCGCUCCUGCAGCUGUACAGCGGCCUGUUUAUCCCCGUCUUCUUCGGGUUACUCUUUGAGCUCAACCUCACGGCAUGGGUCGAGGCGCGCAUCAACUAUGAGUUCGUCAUGGAGCUCAAUCGCCCGACCCUCGAUUACCGGAGUUUCAUGGAGAUCCCGAGCUUCCUCUUCAUGACGCUGAGCUACUGUCUCUUCUUCAGCUUCUACCAAAUCGCGCGUGGCAGUGUCGCCGUUACAACAUGGCCCCUGGCCUGGACAGUGUUCACGUGUGCCUUCUUCCUCAACCCCCUCCCGAUCUUCCGGCGGCGCGUUCGCUGGUGGUUCCUUCGCGUACUUUUCCGUGUGUGCACGCCCGGCUACUCGCGUGUCGAGUUCAUCGCCUUCUUCGUCGCGGAUGAGCUCAACUCUCUCGUCUACACCCUCCAGAACUUCAUGUUCAUGGGCUGCGUGUAUGCCAAGCACUGGCCGGGCGACCAGACAUUUCACGUGUGUAAGACAGGCCAGUCGUGGCCGUACGCACUCUUAGCGGUGCUCCCCCCGCUCUCGCGUUUGAUCCAGUGCUUAAAGCGUUACCAUGAUUCUGGGCUCUACAUCCAUCUCAUCAACGGCGGCAAGUACUGUUCAUCGAUCCUCACGGCAUGCCUCUUCGUAUACUGGCGGAGCCAAGCGAAGCCUCUGGAAGGAGCGCCCUUCAUCGUCUGGGUCAUCUUCGCGACCGUGUCGAGCGCCUACACCUCGAUCUGGGAUUUGGUGGUCGACUGGAGUCUGCUACGUCCCGGCUGCCGCGGUCUCCGCAGGGACCUCGGGUACAGCUCCCACUCAUUCUACUACUUUGCGAUGGUGUCUAACGUGCUCAUCCGCUUUAUCUGGAUUUGGUACAUUCCCCACCACGCCAACCUCACCAAGCUCCGCUCGUUCAUAUUCGCGAUGUUCGAGAUGCUGCGCCGCUGGCAGUGGAACUUUUUCCGUGUCGAGACCGAACAUCUCGGUAACGCUGACGCGUACCGUGUCACGCGCGAGAUUCCGCUGCCCUACCGUUCCACGAAACGCAGCGACUCUGACGAUGAAUACUCGAGCGUCAAGUCAUCGAUGAAGACGACGCCACUAAUGGCCAAGCUACGGCACAUCCGCACGACUAUUGUUGGCGAGCAUGCCGCCGGCCGCGGGCUUGACGCGCUCAACGUUGGCGCGCGCGGGCACGCUGCACAGCGGGAGUACGAGGCGCGGCGUCCAGGCGACUUUGUGCGCAGCUCGGGCUCGGCACGCCCUGCUGCUGUGCAGCGUUCAGUGUCACGUCGUACCAACGCCAGCGACGACAGCAACGUAUAA
This is a messenger RNA of Cutaneotrichosporon cavernicola, 2955 nucleotides long. RefSeq lists its product as uncharacterized. Gene Ontology annotation, molecular function: inositol hexakisphosphate binding. The coding region runs from base 1 to 2955 and encodes 984 amino acids. NCBI's taxonomy places the organism in Eukaryota, Fungi, Basidiomycota, Tremellomycetes, Trichosporonales, Trichosporonaceae. Gene Ontology annotation, cellular component: plasma membrane; Golgi apparatus; cytoplasm. Gene Ontology annotation, biological process: phosphate ion transport; cellular response to phosphate starvation. The record is from RefSeq and is a predicted model, not a curated record. The transcript is spliced from 8 exons.